CAUAAAAGAGUCUGACUCGCACCCUUCUAUUCAAGUUUAUUUUUCAUUUUGCAGGCGCGCAAGGUCUGACUUGCUUGGCAUUUGAUAGAAACACCUGACGGGCCUUUUUUUUGCUUCUGCUGCCUCCGAUGGCCAACGCGGGAGGCGCGGUGGUUAGAUGGAUUCUGCAGCUCCACCGGGACGUGCCCAGGGCGGCGAGGUUCUACUCGGAGGGCCUCGAUUUCAGCGUCGAUGUCUGCACCCUCCGAUGGGCCGAGCUCCACUCGGGCCCCUUCAGGCUAGCGCUCAUGCACUCACCUAGCAAUGCAGACAUGAGUAAGGGAUACUCUUCCAUGCUAUCCUUCACAGUAGCAGACCUAAACAACACGGUCACCAAACUAAUGGCACUGGGCGCGGAGCUUGAUGGUCCUAUAAAGCAUGAAAUCCACGGGAAGGUAGCUGCCUUGCGAGGCCUUGAUGGGCAUGCGUUGAGUCUCUAUGAACCUGCUUGAAGAUAUAAAGUGAUCUUCGAUACUCGAGCAUGAGACUUUUUUUUUUGUUCCUCUGCUUGUAUGUGUGGGUAUGGAACAUCGAAUUUAUCGUUUAGCAAAAUAAACAAAAUUCUUGAUAAAUAAUGUAUUUAAAUGUUUCUUGAAUGCGCCUUUUCUGCCUUGUAGAAAAGGAGCAUGCUGCCCCAUCCUCCUCCUCGCAACAAGCAGGUCCAUCAGCUUGCUCAAGGCGCAUUCUUUGUCGUAGUUAACCCCGAAACAGCUUGUUCAAGUUCUAGGAUGACAUUCAGAAUCUUGGGGAACUCAUGAUAUUAUAUCGGAUUACAAUAUGCUUAUCGAACAAAUCUUUCGCUUGCGAA
This is a messenger RNA of Zingiber officinale, 847 nucleotides long. RefSeq lists its product as uncharacterized. The coding region runs from base 129 to 491 and encodes 120 amino acids. The record is from RefSeq and is a predicted model, not a curated record. The transcript is spliced from 3 exons. Lineage: Eukaryota; Viridiplantae; Streptophyta; Magnoliopsida; Zingiberales; Zingiberaceae.